This is a messenger RNA of Gambusia affinis (western mosquitofish), 2710 nucleotides long. It is a transcript of the gene rdh12, whose product is annotated as retinol dehydrogenase 12. The transcript has 7 exons. Bases 104 to 1060 code for a protein of 318 amino acids. The record is from RefSeq and is a predicted model, not a curated record. Lineage: Eukaryota; Metazoa; Chordata; Actinopteri; Cyprinodontiformes; Poeciliidae.
UCUCGCUUUGCACCCCGUUCUGCUUUGACAUCAGCUGUUCUGCCUACACACAUCACUUGCAUCUUCUAGAAGGGAACAGCCAAGCUCAGAGAUCUGUGGCGUGAUGUUUGUCUUAUUAAUUAUCGCGGGCCUCGGAGUGGUGACGCUUCUGGUGAUUUUAUUCGCUCCACACAUACGAAGAUAUGCAGCAGGAGCGGUGUGCAAAUCCACAGCACGUCUGGAGGGGAAGACGGUGCUCAUCACCGGGGCCAACACAGGGAUCGGGAAAGAGACCGCCCUGGACCUGGCUGUGCGAGGCGCUCGGGUGAUAAUGGCGUGCCGAGACGUGGAGAAGGGCGAGGAGGCCGCCGCCAGUAUACGAGCCGCGUACUCGGAAGCCAAGGUGGAAGUGCGAGAGCUGGACUUGGCAGACACCUGCUCCAUACGAGCGUUCGCUCAGAAAUUUCUGAGAGAGGUCAACCAGCUUCAUAUACUCAUCAACAAUGCCGGAGUGAUGAUGUGUCCCUACACGAAAACAAUCGACGGCUUUGAGAUGCACAUCGGAGUCAAUCAUUUAGGCCACUUCCUGUUGACGUACCUCCUGAUCGGACUGCUGAGGCGCAGCGCGCCGGCCCGCGUGGUGGUGGUCUCGUCGCUGGCGCACAACUUCGGCUGGAUCCGUUUCCAUGACCUUCACAGCCAGGGCAGCUACAACAGCGGAUUAGCAUACUGCCAGAGCAAACUGGCAAAUGUGCUGUUUGCCAGAGAACUGGCCCGCAGGCUGAAAGGCACCAAUGUGACGGUGAACUCGGUCCACCCGGGCACGGUGAACUCCGACCUGACCCGACACUCGACCCUCAUGAUGAUACUGUUCACCGUCUUCUCCGUGUUCCUGAAGACGCCGCUGGAAGGAGCGCAGACCAGCGUGUACUGCGCUGUGGCCGAGGAGCUCCACUCGGUGUCCGGGAAACACUUCAGCGACUGCGCCCCCGCCUUCGUCGCUCCCCAGGGGAGAAGUGAGGAGACAGCCAGCAAACUGUGGGACGUCAGCUGCGAGCUUCUGGGCAUCGACUGGGACUGAGUCGUCCUCUUGGCAGCGCUCACAUUUCUCAGGCUUCCUUGGAGUCCCUCACACUUCUGUUCUUGUUUUCUGUUUUCUUAUUAUUAUUAUUAUUUCGAUGUUCCGUACUCGAAAGCUUUUCUUUCCGGUACGUUCUAUGGGAAGUAAAACAAUGUGAAGUUUUUUUUGUUUUUUUUUGUGAAAUAAGAUGCAGUAAGGUUGGGUGUUUUGGUGCUCUGCUGCAGCUCAUUAGACCAGAACCAGUCCUGCUGCAUCGACGGUUCAUAUCUUAGGACUCUAUUUUCAUAACACAAUGCGAAUACAGCAAAUGGCAAAAAAAAAAAAAAUUAAAAAUGAACUCGAUCUGUUUGUAUUGCUGUUUCCGUACGAUUAGUUUUCAAUGCAGAGUAAAAAGACCAGCAUCUUUUUCAUUCUCAUAGGAUUUCAUGUUCAUUUCUUAGGAAUUUGCAGUUAAUAGUUCAACUCCUGUGCCAACUUUCUUAAAAAAAUAAAAUAAAAUAAAAAAGUCAAAAACAGGGAUUAUAUUCUACACACACGUUUGUUAGCGUGAGUGUGAGCCAUAAAUGCAUCGUUUUCUUCUCUAUUUUAAGAGGUAAGAACUUUCUUUUCCCUUUUCUAGUGUCCCGAUUGGCACAUUUCCGCAGAUUUAACGAUCGCCCAACUUAACGUUUCUGUUCGCGUUUGUAGUUGCCGAGAGUUUACCUUCUCUGUUUUAUACAAGUCGAAACAUGCCUUUUACGAAACUGACAUUCAUAGUAAGAGUUGAAUGUUUACAUUUUAUGUAAAUAAACGGAAACAUUACAACGAGGGUGCUUGUGCGGAUCUUGGAAUCUCAACCUGUCUCGACAUUCCAGGCAUUCCGUAUGAAACAGCUGGUUGCCAUGUGACCCAGGGCUGUUUGGCUCUGCAAAACGAACAUUCAAGAUGGAAUGCUGAUUACGGGAUUGCCUUUUAUUCAUUUGGGACUGCGUCUUGGAGGUAGACGGGUCACACACCUCAACUGUUUGAAUUAUUUGUGUAAAGGUGUGUGUGUUUGUAGCGUAUAUAAAAAGAGAUACACAUAAAGUUGAAACGAACUGGAUAAACAAGACUGAUAACCUGUGACAAAAAUUGAACUCCUUUGCCUUCUCCGGGUACUGCGGGAACGCACCACUCUGUUGGAAACAACCAAUCAGAGAUGGACACAGGGUUUUAGCGCUGUCAAUCACUCUUGUGCUCCUCGCCUCCCUCCAACGCUUUAAACUACAGCUGAUUCACCACAGCAGAGUCUGCCACUAAGGCUAAGGCUAGUUAGCAUAGCAACCAAUGACGGCAGAUAAACAGUUUUUCUCUUGUUUUUCCACCAUUGGCACAUUGUGGAGCACACAGGAUGUUGAUUGACAGCGCUAAGACCCUCCUCCUGGCUCUGAUUGGUUGGUUUUGACCAGGGAGAAGGUGGAGGAACUCAAUUCUUCACAGAUUAUCUGUCUCAUACUGUCAGGACAGUUUUAAUAAAUAUGGAAAAAAAACAUUUUUGUAAAAGUUGCAUACCGCAGGCUGAAGUGAAGUAUUUAAUUAUUGAAAACAAAACCGGUUAGAUUUUCCUACAAGCAGAAAUUCUCUGAUUAGAAACAUAAUCAGAUCAAUUUAAAAAUAAAGGCUAUAAAACCA